Ailuropoda melanoleuca (giant panda) is the source of this 1627-nucleotide messenger RNA. RefSeq lists its product as uncharacterized. The annotation marks the transcript as partial. The transcript is spliced from 5 exons. NCBI's taxonomy places the organism in Eukaryota, Metazoa, Chordata, Mammalia, Carnivora, Ursidae. The record is from RefSeq and is a predicted model, not a curated record.
UAUCUGAUCCUUGGCAUUGGCUGCUGCAAAAUCGAGAGGCAGGAUUUAAUCAAGGUGUCAGCCGUAGGGGCAUCCCGGAUUCGGGCGAAGCGUCCGGAAUUCCUGAGAUGUCUGAAACGUGGAGGCGGCCUCUUCCCCACCCCCACCGCGGCCUCCGUGGGCAUAUUCCGGGGAGGGGGCACGCGAGCCCUUCGAAGAACAGUUGAAAUGCUCGGCCGUGCGCACCCGGGCCGCCUUCUCGCGGUGGCAAGAGCGGCAGGGGGAUCCGGGGAGACUGCUGCCGUCGCUGCUGCUGAUCGUGGCCCAGGUCGGGCUCAGAGAGCAGACACCUCGAGUGGGGGGUGCGGGUGCCGCUGCCGCCGCUUCUGCUGCUGCUGUUCCUGCUGCUGCUGGUGCCGCUGCCGCCUCCGACGAGCGGGCGGGACCAGUAUGAGUGUGAGAGUGUGUGUGCGAGGGCGAGUGUGCGUGCGUGUGUGUGUGUGUGUGUGCGGGGACUCGGGGCCGGGCGGUUCGGGCUCUCCUGGCGGAGGAGCCGCCGCCACCGCUGCUCGGCCCCGGCGCUUCUCACUGCGCUGGUUUGGAGCGGGCGCCAUUUUGUGUGAUUUACAAAAUCCUCUGGGGAAGAAGCCGCCGCCGCCCUCCGCGCCGGGCCGGGCUGCGCGGCCCCGCCGCCGGGAGUCGGGGUCCGGGGACUUCGGUAUUUGCUGGGGAGGGGGUUGUCGCCUCCCCGGCCCCGGGCGCCACUGGAACCGCGGUGCCGGAGAGAGACUGAGAAGGCUGCGGCUCGGCCGCGGAGCCGGGAGCGCCGGGGGUGGAGAGAGGCGGCCGGGGCGGGAGCGCAGCGGCGGGAGCCCGAGGCUGAGACUCACCGAGGCAGGCCGGGCGGAGGGAGGGGCCUGCCAUUUUAGGAGGAGGCGCCGCGGCCCGGGGGCGGCCGCCGGGGGAAGGAACCCGACAGGCCCGGUCCCGGAGGAGAGGCGGGUGCGAGCGGAGGGAAAGUUGCGGAGGGUGGGAGCAGGGGCCGAGGCCUCCCGGGAGCCGGGGCCUGGGGGCCGGAGAAAGCGCCAGACCUUCACUGGUCGCCCGAGCGGAGGGGAGGAGGUUGUCUUCCUCCUCCUCCUCUUCCCCCAGCUCCUCCCUCGUCCCUCCUCUUCGGUCCCCACCAGUGUGGGAACCGCCGGGGUUCUCCGCAAGGACAAUGCACAGAUGUAAAGAUACUACUUGAAGUUAUCCAAUGCAGUGCCCCUGAAACUUGGUACACAGUUUGCCCUGUCAAAAGAUGGCAGUGGAGGCAGCACGGUGCUGUGGACAGAGUACAGGCCUGUGAGAGAGUGCUGGGCAGAGGCUCCAGGGUCCGGCAGAUCCAGAAUCUCAACAGAUGCUGUCACUCCCACGCAGUGUGAUUCUGCUCAGCAUUGGUUUCUGCAUCUGUAACAUGGGGCUGGUGGUACUUACCAUCGGGCUCUUGUGCAGAUUGAGAUUGUAAAAUCCAUCGAGACAGGAAUAAUACUUUUUUGAUCACGGUUCNUGGUUCCAGUACAGCAAAGGUAGGUAAAUGUCUGUGUAUAUGAGGAUGGACUGAAGAACUUCUGUGUCGAAUCCUGUCCUAGUACCACUCCAUAAUUGU